Molecule: messenger RNA, 2141 nt
Organism: Parasteatoda tepidariorum (common house spider)
Lineage: Eukaryota; Metazoa; Arthropoda; Arachnida; Araneae; Theridiidae
Source: RefSeq, a predicted model, not a curated record
CUAAAGAAAUAUUUGCCGCUUGUGUAAUCUCAUUACGCUAGGAAGACCACUUGUCACGAGUGCUCAUACCUCGGGUCUCCCUUUUUUUGAAUACAUAUAAACGCCCAUAUUCCAUGUAGAAGUUCUUUUACUGAACUGAUAUCGUUUGCUUUUAUUAAUUGGGAUUUACUUUCACUACGGAAUUACAUAGCCGAGAUUUAACUGGUGAAGACAAGGCGAUGGACGCAGCACGUUUUAUUGAGGAAGAUCAUAAUAACCAUCCAACAUCGGCCACAGGAUAUACACCUUUUAAAGGUGGUGAACAAUCAGGUAUCUGUGAUAUCUUCUUGAUUGCGGUAUCUUAUUUGCUUUUUUUCUGCACACUGCCAUUCUCCUUGUUCUACUGUUUCAAGGUUGUACAAGAAUAUGAACGAGCUGUAAUAUUUAGAUUGGGUCGCUUGUCAAAAGGUGGCGCCAGGGGACCUGGUUUGUUUUUUAUCUUACCUUGUACAGACAAUUAUUGCAAAGUAGAUCUGAGGACUGUAUCUUUCAAUGUACCUCCUCAAGAAGUACUUAGUAAAGACUCUGUCACUGUAUCGGUAGACGCUGUUGUUUAUUAUAGAAUCAGUAACGCAACAAUUGCUAUAUCCAAUGUGGCCAACUAUGAUUCGUCAACACAACUGCUGGCGGCGACGACGCUCAGAACUGUCCUCGGCACAAAGAGCCUCUCUGAGAUUUUAUCCGAGAGGGAACACAUUAGUCACGUGAUGCAGGCCAGUUUAGAUGAAGCUACAGCUCCCUGGGGUGUAAAGGUUGAACGUGUUGAAAUCAAAGAUGUUCGAUUACCUCAACAAAUGCAACGAGCUAUGGCUGCUGAAGCCGAGGCAUCAAGAGAAGCAAGGGCUAAAGUGAUUGCUGCCGAAGGUGAGCAAAAAGCUUCGAGAGCCCUCAAGGAAGCAGCCGAUGUCAUCUCAGACUCUCCCGGUGCCCUGCAACUCCGAUACCUGCAGACACUGACAUCUAUCGCUGCAGAAAAGAAUUCUACAGUUGUGUUCCCACUGCCCAUGGAACUUCUCAGAGGAAUGGGAUUGAAAUGAAAUGAAUUAAAGACGUUUACAUAGAUAAGAAGAAAGAACAUUUCUUAUGGGACAUUUUGUACAUUUUGCUUCAUAUUACGCUACAAUUUUUUUUUAAAUAGAAAUUAUUACCAAUUUUAAUAAACUAUUUUUGCGUGAAUCAGAUGACAAUUUAUAAUAUGUUUGUAACGAGAAAAUAAUGUCUCUUAAAAAAAAUUUUUUUUAGACAAAUAUUUUUUUCUUUUCUAAACUAUCGUUUGUAAUUAGAAAUUUGCAUAAAUUGAUUUGCCAUAUAAAUUCAAUAAACAUAAUUUGAAAUUACUAUAAUUGUGAACACAGAAAUGAUCGGUAAGACUAUUUAUAAAAAAAAAAAUUAAAGAAUUACAAUUAAAUAGAAUGAGUAAACGAAAUUGAAAUAGGAAAACAAAAUGAAAUAGAACAAAAGGAAAAUGAAUGCAAUUUAGUGCAAACUCUGUGAAAAAUUGUUUUACAAAACAAAUUAAAUAUCGCGAUAUGGACUGAUAUAUGAUAUACCAUGGCGUAAGGCGAUAUACCAUGGCCAUAUGGCGAUAUACCAUGGUUAUAUCGCCUUAUGAACUGAUAUUAAUCUAUAGUAAAAUUUUUCUAUUUUAUCCACAGUAAAAUUGUUUUGCAUCAUCAGAAAAGACGUAGCCUAUAUUUAGGUAACGCGCUGUUUGACUUGAUUAUCUACGAAAUCAUCAGUAGGUAACAGUGAAGAAAUUUACAAAUGAAUGCCUCAUCAUACUGAUUCCCAUUAUUUUGUUAAUCAAGUUAUCUUUAAUAUUUGUUAAGUUUGUUUUUAAAUGAGAUGCAUCAUUAUUUUUAAUGCCCACCUGAAAUUGUAUAAUUUCUAUCAUAGUUUGUUUCACUAAUUAAUGUUGCAUUGAUUAGAGUAUGAAAGAUAUGUAUAGAUUUAAGUUAGAAUAAUCAAACAUGACUAUACAAGGAAUGAUAUAGAAAGAGAUGGUUUUGGAAUAUAAGUAUUUACUAUUUUAUAUGCUGCCUUUAUAUAUAUGUCAAAAGAUGUGUUAUAUUCUUUAAAGAAAUAAAUCUGCUUUGAACAAA